Sodiomyces alkalinus F11 is the source of this 2108-nucleotide messenger RNA. Its product is annotated as MFS general substrate transporter. The coding region runs from base 255 to 1952 and encodes 565 amino acids. Gene Ontology annotation, molecular function: transmembrane transporter activity. The transcript has 7 exons. The record is from RefSeq and is a predicted model, not a curated record. Gene Ontology annotation, biological process: transmembrane transport. NCBI's taxonomy places the organism in Eukaryota, Fungi, Ascomycota, Sordariomycetes, Glomerellales, Plectosphaerellaceae.
CGCAACUUGUCUCCCACGAUUAGCAUCUCAGGAACGUCGCGGUCCUGCAGUUUGUCAUCCAUCCCGCCUCUUGGCCCGCAUUUCGCGUUUGGGUUGCAAGAAAGUCCGCAGGGUCCACGGGCGUGUUUGAGGCAGAAAUCAUUCUCGACCACGUCCAUGCCGUCAAAUAUAUGCCACGAAGCCGCUCAAGAUGAUUUCCAUUCCAUCUUCUCCUGCCAAACACCAGCUCGAUUCUCGUCACACCAUCUCGCAAAAUGGCCACGCAAGAUCGAGCGGAACGUCCCACCACCACGGAGAAGAGCCUCGACGGCUUAGACGCUCUCGACACCAAGGAGGUUGCCACGAACAUGGACAGCUGCUCUGACAAGACUGAUGAGGCCACCAAGACCCCAGUCUCGCUGGAAGAGCAGACUGAACCACCUCCGUCUCCUCGCAACAUUCAUGGCUUCCGAUGGAUUCUCGCCGUCGUUGCUGUGGUCUCCAGCAUCUUGCUCUAUGCCACAGAUAACACCAUUGUCGCAACCAUCCAGCCUUCGAUCAUCGAAGACCUCGGGGACCAGAACCUUUUGCCCUGGGUAUCUGUUGGCUAUAUGAUUGGUGGUCUCGUCUUCGCGCUCCCUUCGGGCAAGGUCUAUGGUCUCUUCGACACCAAGACCCUCUACCUCAUUUGCAGCGUCAUCUUCUGCGUCGGCUCUGCGCUGUGCGGUGCCGCGCCCAACAUGCCCACUAUGAUCGUUGGCCGAAUCAUCGCGGGUAUGGGCGGUAACGGCAUGUACGUCGGUGUCUUGACGUUGCUCGCCGUAACCACCACGGACAAGGAGCGCCCUGCCUAUCUGAGUCUGAUUGGCAUGUCCUACGGCAUUGGAAGUAUCAUCGGUCCUCUCAUCGGCGGUGCGUUCGCCACACAUGCCACCUGGCGCUGGGGCUUUUACAUCAAUCUGCUUGUCCUUGCGGUCUUCGCGCCGGUCUACAUUUUCAUCAUGCCGACUUUCCAGCCUCGCCCGACCAUGACCGUUAUCGAGAAGUUCAAGGCUUAUGACAACCUGGGCACCCUUCUCUCUGUGGCCGGUCUGUUCUGCGCCGUCAUGGCCGUCAACUUUGGAGGCACUCUAUACCCAUGGGCAUCCGGCCAGAUUAUCGCACUCUUCGUGGUCGCCGGUGUCCUUCUCAUCGCAUUCGGCCUCCAGCAAAGCUUCAAUUUCAUGACCACCUUCGAGAGCCGUAUCCUGCCCGUCCAGCUCAUCACGCAGAAAGAGCCCGUCCUUUUGUUCGUGUUGAUGGCUGCAAACAACUGCGCCAGCAUGAUCAGCAUGUAUUACAUCCCGCUCAUUUUCCAGUUCAUCGGCGGUGCCGGUGCGUUGAACUCCGGCAUCAGGCUGCUGCCGUUCAUCGUGGCCACGACGGUGUUCAUUGCGCUCCAAGGAGCUUUGCUUCCACACUAUCCGCUUUACAAGCCCUGGUACGUGUUUGGAGCAGCUUGCAUCCUCGUCGGUGGCGUUUUUUUCCACCGAGUCGACAUCUCGACAACCGACGCCUAUUUGUACGGGUUCCAGAUCCUCAUCGGCGUUGGCGUCGGAUGCUAUCUGCAAGCUGGCUACGCCGUGAUCUUGGGCGUCAUCGAGAUGAAGGACAUGGCGUACGGCGUUACUUUUAUGCUCUUCGCCCAACUCCUCGGCAUCACGACCGGUCUUUCUUUCAGCGGCGCCGUCUUCACCAACACCGUUCUUGGAAAUCUCCAACCGCUGCUUUCCGACGUGCCAGCUCGUCAAAUCCAGAUGGCUCUGUCUGGAGCUGCUGGUGACUUCUUUGGGGAGCUCGGCGAGGAGACUCGUGGAGCGGUUCUACGCACGAUCAUGUCGUCCAUCAACUAUUCUUUCAUCUUGUGCAUCAUAGCUGGCGCUGUUAGCUUAGUAGCCGCCGUACUCCUUCGGAACAAGAAGAUGCGUACUUAGGCUAUACAAUACGGGGCGACUUAUUAAGUGAUAAUAUUAGAAAGGCUAAGGUUACGUCUGAAAAGUAGGAGAGACUUAAAGGAAUUUAUAUAGUGAGAAUUUACAGCGUUACUAUUCAGCCAGAUCAAGCCGACCAAUUCAAUCAAUCAGUCAGUC